CGAGCUGUGGGAAGGAGAUUCCUCUCGUCCGUGGGUCCCUUUCCCGCCCUUGGAGGUGGGCGAGUUUUUGGCUCGGCCGGGAUCUAGCCGAGAGCGAGGCCCCGCAAGGAGGCUCACGCUGCUGGGCCCAGCUGUGAGCUGGCUGCUUUGCUUGCUUGGGCGCUUCUUGUUUGACACUGAGUUUGGUCCCCACGUUUUUAAAAAGCAAAUGCAAAAAGGAAUAAAAAGAUUUGCUGUAACCUGCUUAAAAAGAAAAUCACAACGGAGUCGGAGAGACUGGUUUUCUUUUGUCUUUAAAGAGCUGUUCUGAGUCUCCUCCCUCUUUGUUUUAUGCAGGUGAAGCCUCUGGGAAAAGUUCUCUGACAGAAGCAGUCCCCAAGGAGCCCCUGGGGCACGCGCUAUGGCUGUACCUAUUGCGGUUCUUGACUGUGACCUCUUGCUGUAUGGCCGUGGACAUAGGACACUGGACCGUUUCAAGCUGGAGGAUGUCACAGAUGAGUAUCUAGUGUCCACGUACGGCUUUCCCCGGCAGUUCAUUUACUACCUGGUGGAUCUUCUGAGAACCAGUCUCUCUCGCCCUACGCAGCGGUCCAGGGCCAUCAGUCCAGAGACGCAGAUACUUGCUGCAUUAGGUUUCUAUACCUCUGGCUCCUUCCAGACUCGCAUGGGGGAUGCAAUUGGCAUUAGCCAAGCCUCCAUGAGCCGCUGUGUUGCCAAUGUCACUGAGGCGUUGGUGGAAAGAGCCUCGCAGUUCAUUCGCUUUCCUGAGGAUGAAGCGACGGUACAGAGCCUGAAGGAUGACUUUUAUGGGCUGGCAGGCAUGCCAGGAGUACUAGGGGUGGUUGACUGCACCCAUGUGGCAAUCAAAGCACCAAAUGCAGAGGACCUGUCCUAUGUGAACCGAAAGGGUCUCCAUUCUCUGAACUGUCUGAUGGUAUGUGAUGCCAGAGGAGUCCUGCUGAGCGCAGAAACACACUGGCCAGGCAGCCUGCCUGACUGCACUGUGUUACAGCAGGCAGCCCUGACAAACCAGUUUGAAACUGAGCUACAUAAAGAUGGCUGGCUACUUGGCGACAGCUCCUUCUUCCUCCGAACGUGGCUGAUGACCCCUCUGCAUAUCCCUGAGACACCUGCAGAAUACCGUUAUAACAUGGCGCAUUCUGCCACUCACAAUGUCAUCGAGCGGACGUUCAGAACCAUUCGAUCGCGUUUCCGCUGCUUGGAUGGGUCCAAAGGCACCCUGCAAUAUUCGCCGGAGAAAUCCAGCCAUAUCAUUCUGGCCUGCUGCGUGCUUCAUAACAUCUCCCUGGAGCAUGGGCUGGAUGUGUGGUCUUCCCCAGCCACAGGACACAUGGAACAACCAGAAGAAGAAUAUGAGCAAAUGGAAUCAAUGGACUCAGAAGCUUGUCGUAUACGCCAGGAGCUUUUGCUUACUCAUUUUAGCUAAUUUUGUGACAGCUUCUAAAGGCUGGUCUGGGAAGAAUACAGGAGCAAAUAUGCCCCUCUUCUGUAAGUUCAUAAAGACUGAUCAGAUGUGCGACAGAGAAAACUUUACUGACUUCGUUUCGGGGGGUGUUCUGAACUUCUCUUGAUCUCCUUCUAAAUGUCCUAUUUAGUUGCUGAAUUUUUACUGUUGUGAUGCACAUAGACUCCCCUUUCACUUAUUUUAGAGAAUAGUCUCAGUAGUGUGAGAUUAGAGGAGAGACUUGGAAAAUGGUCUUUGAUAAUUAUGAAAAAUCUAUAAGGUUCAAACGAUUUUACAAAGCGCAGUUCUAUGCUGGUUUGUAAGCUGAAACACUUAAUCAGGUUUUUGAACAACAUUUCAACAAAUUAAACUUCCUUCUGGGCUCCAGGGUACUCUGGAUUCAUGAGCAGCAAAGUACAAAAAGCACUCCUCAUUUGGCCUGCAGAUACAAGAUCUUUACUAAAUUCCAUUAAUGGUUUUGCACACCUCCCAAAACGCAAUGAUUCCUGUGAAUGCUGAUGGUUGUAUUCUGGGAGGAGUUAGGCUUUUUUGGUGGGUACACCUUAGUGUAUGCACAUAUCUUAAAGACAAGAAGGGCUGGAUGUUUCUUCUUUCCCAAACUGGAGAAGAUGUUAAGCUACAGUUGGCUGUGUCUGUUACUUAACAGAUACCAGGAAAUGGGCUAGUGAAUUUGAGUCUAGUUCUCACUAGAUAUGGCUACCACAACAAAAACAGUUGUUAACUAUUCAUCUUGUUGGUUGCUCUAAAAGAAAUGUGAAGGACUGACUGGAUUAAAAAAAAUUGAACCAAUUGCACAUGUUCUCUACGUGCCUCAGCUCUGAUAUACGGGAAGGCCCUUCCACCAUUGCUGGCAAUGUCCCUGUUCAGUGGAAAAAAGACUCUAAUGCACGCAGUUCUUGUUGGCACAAAACUUUGAAGUAUCCUUAUCCUGGCAAUAGUCCCUUUCCAAAGGAUACGUGCGUUUCCAAGGAUAUCUCUUGACAGCAGUCUGAGACAGUUUUGUUUCUUAGAGAUAUUAUUGUUUACUGGGCAGUAAAUGUAACAUCCAAGUGGUAGGGAAUUCAGAAUGCUGCACAAAAACUAACACUCAAAGUAGCAUGGCAAUUUAGCCCAGCAGGUCUUCUGCUCUUUGUAGAGAAAAUGAGCCUGGUUCAUGCCUCACAGGUUUUAGGAAUAUGUCCUAUCCUUUCUCAUUCUUAAGGGGUGAAGAUUUGCGAUUAGACAUAGUUCUGUCAGUUU
This is a messenger RNA of Struthio camelus australis, 2725 nucleotides long. RefSeq names its product harbinger transposase derived 1 (gene HARBI1). NCBI's taxonomy places the organism in Eukaryota, Metazoa, Chordata, Aves, Struthioniformes, Struthionidae. The record is from RefSeq and is a predicted model, not a curated record.